AUACAGCGCAGCGAUUAUUAGACGCGCUUCUUGUGAUACUGCAACGGCUGAACAUACCCGGGACUGUGCAAAGCAUUUCACGGCGUCUUCCUGCGACGAGGCUUCAGAAGGAGUCCAUCCGAGCAUUUCAAUUGGCUGUUUUGCCCAGAUAAGAGAUUUGCCCUUGUUGUGGAGAGACGACUGUCUCUAAAUGAGUUGCGCUGGGCGGCCACUUGCCACAGUAAAUCAGGUUCAGUUCGCCGGAGAUGAACCUGAAAGUGUUUUCAAUUAAAAACAAUUCAGAAUUUCGUGGAACUGCCAUAUCAAUGUUGCUGUCAUCCAUCUAAAGUUGAUUCUUCAUGCAAUACUCGCGGGCGCGGCACAGAGAAGAUCAACUACACUUCAAUAUCGUGGGACGUCGAGUAAUAUCGUGUCUGAAUCUGUUGUAUUUAAACUGGGGAGAAACGUCUUGCCAAAGAUUUGAAAGGCCGCAUUAAUGUGUGGCAACUUACCGUGCUUGAAAAAGAAAACUGAAAGAUCUUUAGAAAUUGAUGAGUCCAAAAAUGGAUGGUAACGUGUCAUUGGGGUUUAUCUGUGAAAAGACGUACCAUCAUGAUGAACUCACUGUACCGCGGACUGUACUCACAGCACUGGUAGCACUGCUAAUCAUUGGCGGGAACUCGCUGUGCCUUGUUUGCCUGCGCAAAACAGAUGCAUUUUCUGGCACCACCAAAGUUUUCAUGACUUCCUUGACAUUGGCCGAUCUGUCAAUGGGCGUUGUAAUCUGCACGCCAUCGGCCAUCUCGGCCGCUGCGUCCAGAUGGCUGCUGGGGCACGCCACCUGUUUGAUAACUGCCCACCUCAACUUUUCCCUGGUGACCAUUUCCGUGUUGUCGCUCCUCAUGGUCAGCGUGGAUCGUUACAUCGCCGUCACCAGGCCACUUCGCUACACAACUUGGGUGACCACCUGUCGUGCCACGACUCUCGUUGUUGCCGUGUGGCUGUCGACCCUCAUCAUCAGCCUCAUCAUCUUAAUCCAGUGUGGCUUGCAAGUGUGCUAUGACGCCAUGUUGAACAUCUGCAUCCCUAUAAAAGAGAGAGCCAUAAACUUACAUACACUGGCUAGCUUCAUUGUUGUCACCCUGGUGUCAUAUUUGUCAUGUCUGGCGAUCUAUGUUCGACUGUAUCUGAUAGCACGAGAUCAUGCAAAUCGCAUCCAGUGUGUAAGCGAUAACGUCAACCCUGCUGACAGACAAGUUAGACAUCCUCGCUCCAAAGCAACAGCUACUUUCGCCAUGGUGGCCGUAGCCUUCGGACUGGCCUACGUCCCGAUGAUAGCCAUCGCAGUGCAUUUCCUUGUCGUCGGUAUUGGAUGCUCGCUGGCUAUAUGUGGUCUGGCAUCGGUAUUUACUCUUUCCAAUAGCUGGUGGAAUGUAGUCAUAUAUUCCAUCAGGAUGGCCUCUUUCAGACAAACUUUGAAAGGCCUGUUUCGGCGUCACUCUCCAUAGAUAUAGAGCAAGGCCUGCGACGGUUGCGCGGCCGAUCACACCUCGUGUAUACCACUGUCAUAAAAAAGGAUUAUUAAUUGUAUUAAUCUAAUUGUACUCUUAUGCUGUAACUUUGUGUGGACUUUAUCCCUAGACCAGCUUGCUCAU
Messenger RNA from Acanthaster planci (crown-of-thorns starfish), 1634 nucleotides. Its product is annotated as beta-3 adrenergic receptor-like. Gene Ontology annotation, cellular component: membrane. Gene Ontology annotation, molecular function: G protein-coupled receptor activity. Gene Ontology annotation, biological process: G protein-coupled receptor signaling pathway. The record is from RefSeq and is a predicted model, not a curated record. NCBI's taxonomy places the organism in Eukaryota, Metazoa, Echinodermata, Asteroidea, Valvatida, Acanthasteridae.